UACACUCUCCAUCUGAAACUAACUUACUGGUGCGCAGUUUUAGGUGAAAGGAGACCUAAGUAGGAGUUUUAUUUAAAACAAUUCUUCGCUCUCUUCUUUUAAAAUAAAAUUAUUUUCUUAAAAAUUAAAAUAAAUUUGAAGAUAAAACAAUAUGAAUAAUUUAAGAACAUCCUUGAUUAGCAGAUUGAAACCUUAUUCAAAGUAUAUUCCUCAAAUUGAUAAGCACAUAUUAAGAACGAUGCUUAAACUUUGUGUUGAAGUUUUAGAAACUAAGAAAUAUUCAAAACAAGCUUAUGAUAAGGAAGUUUUAAAACUCACUUCAUUGCAUCAAAAAGAUGGAAAGGAACAUGAUUAUGCUGUUUACUGUACUGCAAUUAUGAUUUUAUUAGAAACAUUCUUGAAAUUUCCAAAGAAGUCAAACGAAAACCUUGCUGACAUCUUAAAAGAACUUAAAUUUCAAGGUGAUUGCGUUGAAGACCUCACUAAAGUGUUGAUAACAAAUCAAGAACAUUUAUAUGAGCAAUAUAAAGAGUUGAAAACAACUGAACCUUUCACACAGCUUGAACAUCGAAUAGACAUUUCAGGAGUUGACAGAGGUCAGCCACCGUCAGUGAUUCUCUCAUAUGAGCAAGAUGGAAUUGGAAAAGCUGUCAAUCUCUCUUUACAAGAAUUUCAUCAAUUAAGAUAUAUGGUAGCUUCAGCUUUACAUGAGCUACAAGAUUUAGAACGAAAAAAAUCGUGA
Clunio marinus is the source of this 742-nucleotide messenger RNA. Lineage: Eukaryota; Metazoa; Arthropoda; Insecta; Diptera; Chironomidae. The record is from the annotation of a GenBank genome assembly.